Messenger RNA from Echinops telfairi (small Madagascar hedgehog), 969 nucleotides. RefSeq names its product olfactory receptor 10AG1-like. NCBI's taxonomy places the organism in Eukaryota, Metazoa, Chordata, Mammalia, Afrosoricida, Tenrecidae. The coding region runs from base 13 to 969 and encodes 318 amino acids. The record is from RefSeq and is a predicted model, not a curated record. The transcript has a single exon. Gene Ontology annotation, cellular component: membrane. Gene Ontology annotation, biological process: G protein-coupled receptor signaling pathway. Gene Ontology annotation, molecular function: G protein-coupled receptor activity; olfactory receptor activity.
AAGGAAACACAUAUGCAAAUUUGUUUUCCACAGAUGAAUAAUGAAGAAAAACCAUCAGAAGAAAAUCUAACUGGAUUGAUGGAAUUUGUUCUCUUGGGUUUUGCUGACUUGCCCCAUCUACAGUGGUUUCUUUUUGGAUUGUUUUUAACCAUCUACAUUAUUAUCCUCAUGAGCAACGGCACCAUCUUUCUAAUAACCAAACUGGAUCCUGCUCUCCAGAGUCCAAUGUACUUUUUCCUGGCAAAUUUCUCUUUUCUUGAAAUGUGCUAUGUAUCCGUUACUCUGCCCAGAAUGCUGAUGGAUCUUGGAACCCAGAGAAGAAGAAUUUCCUUAGUUGCCUGUGCUACACAGAUGUGUCUUGUCCUUAUGCUUGGAGGCACAGAGUGUUUGCUUUUGACAGUGAUGGCCUAUGACCGCUAUGUGGCCAUUUGUCACCCUCUGCACUAUUCUCUCAUCAUGAACCACAGGCUCUGUAUCCAGCUGGUGAUUGGCUCCUGGAUUACAGGAAUUCCAGUUCAGAUUGGACAAACAUACAAGAAUUUCUCUUUGCCAUUCUGUGGAUCUAAACAAAUCAACCACUUCUUCUGUGACAUCUUCCCAAUACUCAAUCUGGUUUGUGUUGACACCUUUGAAAAUGAGAUGUUCAUCUACAUGGUAUCUGUGUUCUUUGGCAUAGUUCCAUUUCUGUUAAUACUUGUCUCCUACAGUAAAAUUAUCUCCACUAUUUUGAAGUUGCCAUCAGCCAAAAGUCAAGCCAAAGCCUUCUCCACAUGCUCAUCUCAUCUCAUGGUUGUGAUGUUAUUCUUUGGAACCGCUAUCAUGACAUACUUAAGACCCAAGAACAGUCACUCAGGGGGAACUAGCAAGGUGCUUUCUCUUUUCUACACCAUUCUAACUCCAAUGCUUAAUCCCAUGAUAUAUAGUCUAAGAAACAAGGAUGUCAUAGUGGCACUGAGAAAAUUGCUAUGA